AUGGUCAACGUCAAGUACACAAAAAUCUUUAUCAACAACGAAUGGGUCAACUCGGUGAGCGGGAAAACCUUCCCUGUGAUUAAUCCCACCACGGAGGAGAAAUACGCCGACAUUGCUGAGGGUGACAAGGCCGACGCCGACAAGGCCGUGGCCGCUGCCGUGGCCGCUUUCCGUCUGAACUCUCCCUGGCGCAAACUGGACCCUUCCGCCCGAGGCCGACUGCUGAACAAACUGGCCGACCUGUUGGAACGAGACAUUGAAGAGAUGGCGGCGCUUGGCUCGCUGGAGAGCGGAAAAGUGAUGGCCACGUCCAUCUUUGAGGUGCAGGCCUCGGUGGCGACGCUGCGCUACGCCGCCGGUUGGGCGGACAAAAUUCAUGGAAAGACCAUUCCAGCGGAUGGGGGCGUCACCAGCUUCACGCGAAUUGAGCCAGUUGGCGUCUGUCUAGCAAUUUGCCCAUUUAACUUCCCAAUCCUUCUAACCU
Molecule: messenger RNA, 484 nt
Organism: Rhagoletis zephyria (snowberry fruit fly)
Lineage: Eukaryota; Metazoa; Arthropoda; Insecta; Diptera; Tephritidae
Product: retinal dehydrogenase 1-like
Molecular function (GO): oxidoreductase activity
Source: RefSeq, a predicted model, not a curated record